This is a messenger RNA of Hemicordylus capensis (graceful crag lizard), 2796 nucleotides long. It is a transcript of the gene SPATA2L, whose product is annotated as spermatogenesis associated 2 like. The record is from RefSeq and is a predicted model, not a curated record. NCBI's taxonomy places the organism in Eukaryota, Metazoa, Chordata, Lepidosauria, Squamata, Cordylidae. Bases 560 to 1924 code for a protein of 454 amino acids. The transcript has 4 exons. Gene Ontology annotation, cellular component: cytoplasm.
GAGGCAGGAGUCAACAGAGCCCACUUCUCAGCACACUCUUCAGCACACACCAAGUAGAGAGAGCAGAAAGGGCAGUUGGAAGCCGGGUGUGCGGGGCCCCCAAAAACGCGGGGCCCGUAGCAAAUGCUACCUUUGCUACUACGUUAAUCCGCCAUAGCCCAGGGGUGGGACAAUGUGAUGGAAGCUGCAGCGUGGAGCUACCCCCCCCCCCCAGCUUCUGCCUGCCUCCUGGUUUGGGACGCCUUCUAAACAAGAGGCCGCCGCCACACCACUAAAACGAAGGUGGAUUGAAAGCCCGUGACUGGCCGACGUUUUAAAAACACGUAAACUUCGAACGGGGGUGCCUCGAAAAUUGACCCGCCCCUGAAAGACGGCGAAAGCCCCUCGCCAGGAGAGCUGCAGCAGACAAAGGGUUAAUGAUGCCAGCCAGGGCGCAUGGGCGUGACGCCUCCGCUACGGGGGGCGGGGCAAAGAGCCGGAAGUGACGGAACUAGGCGGCAGCAGGCCGGGCGGGGCGAGCAAGAUCCCAGGGACUGAGCGGGCGAGCGGUGCUGGCAGGAUGACUCCCGGGGCUGCCCUGCAAGAGGAAUACCGCCGGUGCCUGGAGAGGGAUUUCCGCCGGGGCCACAUUGGGACCUGCACUGACUCCUCCCUGAAGGAGCUGCUCUGGCACCAGCUGCUGGAAGACCCGGAGCUGCUCUGCGCCCUGCAAGAGGACAACACUUUUGCCAUGCUGGCGGUGGCCCUGCGGGAGCAGCUGAGCCUGGGAGUGGCCCUGCGGAACCUCGGCAAGGCCUUCGAGGUGCUGGAGUUGGCGGCGGUCAAUCUGUACUUCUUCCCUUGGCGCAAGGAAUUCAGCACCAUCAAGACCUUUUCCGGGGUCUACGUCCACGUCUUGCAGGGAGUCCUCUCCGAGGCAGACCUUGCCCAGAGCUUCCGCCGGCUGGGCUACGUCCAGAGGGAUGACCUCCGCUUGGUGAUUUCCCAGCUGCCCCCGGGGACCAGUCUCCUCCGCACGGCCUGCGGCUUCUUUGCAGCCCGGGUGGAGUGCGAGAUCCUGGGCAAGAUUGUGGAAGAGCUGGAGCCGUGCGGCGUGUCCUCGGAGGAGCUGCUGCAAGCCCGGAGGGAGAGCAGGGGCAGCCUGGAGGGCUGUGUGGCCCGGCUCCGGCGACAGGUGCAGUGGCCGAGAGGCCGAGAGCUGCGGGCGGAGCCGGCCGACGGGCUCGAUCUCUACCGGGAGAGCCAGGAGGCGCAGAGCCCGUCCCGGGAGCCUUCGGGAGCCAGCCUGCCGCCGCUGACCCACUGCGAGCGCCAGGGCAGCAGCCCCAGGCUGGGCAGCAGGCAGCAGCAUCUGCGAAGCCCCCCGGGGUUUGCUGCCGAGAGCAGGAGCAAACUGUGGGCGCCGCCGCCGGGCCAGGAGCAGCCCUACGGCAACGGGAUGCUGGGCUCAGAGGGGCCUGACCUCGAGACCUCCUUCUCGUUCAUCUCCCUCCGGCGCGAGCUCAGCAGGACGAGCGACACAGACUUGGCCCCGCAGGCAGCAAGCCGGUACUUGUCCCCUGCUGCUGCUGCUGCUCCUGGCUACGACAGCCCCAGCCCUCAGCCCCACGCAGCCAGCAGCCCCGCCUCUCCCAGGCAGCCGAGGAGCCCCCAGCUCAGCCCUGCGGGCGGGCGGCGUGCCCCAGUGGCCGAGCCGCCCCGCUACCACCUGCACUCCUGCCUGCGCCCGGGGGCCCUGCCCACCUCCUGCUGCAGCAGCUGCCGGUUGCUGCACGGCAGCAGCUGCGACGUGGCUCAGCUCUGCUGGAAGAGCCACCACGUGGAGGAGCUGCAGAGCGAGAAGCAGCAGCGCCUCUGGCUGCAGCGGACAGAGGUCGACAAGCUGCUGCACGAUGGCGGCGGCGGCGGGGCAGCCUGGCAGUAGCACGACGGGGGCCCCGCCAAAUGGACUGCGGGGGGCAUGGCAGCUCUCGCACUGCUCCUUCAGGGGUGCCCAGCCUCCCAGAUGGCGUGGGACUACAACUCCUAUCAUCCCCUGCUGCAGUGAUUGGGGUCGGGGCGGUGGGAGUUGUAGUCCCACCGCCGACAGGGACCCAAGCUUGGCAACCGAUCAUUUCAUUCAGAAUUGCGCACACACCACCUGCUUUUCCUUCCCUUUCCCUUGAGUCUCUUCCCCGCCGCCCGUCCUAUUUUGAAAAUUCAUGGAAGGAUAGGAAAUCAGCCCCUGCCACGCGCAGAGCGGUGAGUGGAUUUGCUCCCCCCACCACUCACACACACUUGACUCUUGUGGCUCCUCCUCUCAACAGAGAAUCUAGUGGGUCUUGAAGGGGGGCCCAAUGCCAGGCAGAACCUCCCUCCAACCUUUGAGCAAGCCGUUGCGUUUGUCUCACAGCUUCUCCUCGGAGCAGAGACUGUGCUGGGAUCCUUCAGCUUAAGGGGCUCCCCACCGGAUGAGGUCUGCAUGGCGGGCAUCUCUGAGCGUGCGCCUGCAAACAUUCCAGAACUCGGGACCUCGCCUUACCUGCAUUUCCAAAGCUGUGCAAGGGAAGGGAAUGUCAAAGAGGGGCCUGGAGGCCGCAGCAGGGCCCACGGCUGCCCCUGCUGCUUGUCACCCGCUCUGGAUCCUGGUUGCUCACUUGGAUAUUGCCUGCAGCAGGGCCCCCUUUCUCCCUUGGUUCUAGCUGAGCGUGAACCCCGGUGCGUUGGCAGCAGUGGAAGGUGACCAAAUCUCUCUGCUCACUCGGUCUUUGAUGUCUUACAGAAAGUACAGUGUGAAAUACACAAAGUGAAAAACCA